Messenger RNA from Guillardia theta CCMP2712, 4128 nucleotides. RefSeq lists its product as hypothetical. Lineage: Eukaryota; Cryptophyceae; Pyrenomonadales; Geminigeraceae. The transcript has 16 exons. The coding region runs from base 1 to 4128 and encodes 1375 amino acids. Gene Ontology annotation, biological process: transmembrane transport. Gene Ontology annotation, cellular component: membrane. The record is from RefSeq and is a predicted model, not a curated record. Gene Ontology annotation, molecular function: ABC-type transporter activity; ATP binding; ATP hydrolysis activity.
AUGUCUGCACUGCCGGUUCAGGUAUCAAACGAGGCCUCAGAGGGCACUGCAAUGUCUUUGCCAGAAGUAGACAAAUGCCCAGUUGUCCUCGCAGGGAGUGAUCGCCCGCAACCCGAUGAGGCGAAGAAAGACGACGAUCUCGGCGAGAAAGCUUCCUUCUUUGCUCUCUUUCGCUAUGCUGAUGCGUUUGACUGCAUCCUCAUCCUCAUUUCGUUCGUCUGCUCCCUCGCAACCGGCGCAGCUCUCCCUGCCUUCACGCUGUUCUUCAAGGACCUCAUCAACGGAGGGUUUGAAUCCGGCUCGCUCUCUGCCAGUAAGGUCAACGAGAAGGCACUUUUGUUUCUCUGGAUCAGCCUGGGCUUGCUCGUAUGCGGCUCCAUCUCCAACGGCGCCAUGCUCUUGGCCGCAGCCAACCAGGGAUCAAGGCUGCGGAGGCAGUACGUGAAGGCCAUCUUGAGACAGAACGUCGCUUGGUUUGACACCCAGAAGACUGGAGAGAUCACCACGUCGAUCGAGCGCGACUGCUCCAACGUGCAGGGGGCCAUAGGCGAGAAGGCCGUACUCUUCGUUCAUAACCUGUCCACUUUCGUGUUCGGCAUCGCGCUUGGGUUCUGGCAAGGGUGGGAGAUGGCUUUGGUGCUCUGUGCGUGCUUGCCGCUGCUGGCCGGGGCUGGAGCUUGGAUGGCAAAGAGCCUGGCAGACCUUGCUACUAAGGGAGAGCAGGCGUAUCGCUCUGCAGGAGCUGUUGCGGAGCAGGCCAUCACCGGGAUCAGAACUGUAGCGUCGCUGCGAGGAGAGCAACGAGAGAACCAGAGGUACUGCUCGAACCUGGACGAGGCGCUGGACAUGGGAAUCAAGAAGGCUCGUACCAAUGCGUUGGGAAUGGGAUCUGUGAUGGGUAGCUUCAUGGGCACUUAUGCGCUUGGACUGUGGUUUGGCAGCUGGCUGAUCGUGCAUGGCGUUACCAACAGCCGCACUGGUGUUCUCUACUCAGCAGGAGACGUGAUUCUAGUCUUCUUCUCUGUGGUGAUGGGAGGCUUUAGUCUCGGUCAGGUCGGGCCUUGUGUGCAGGCGUUCAUGAAGGGCCAGGCGUCAGCUAAGAGAAUCUUCGACAUCAUCGACCGCAAGCCCCCCAUCGACAUCGAAGAUCCGUCAGGCGAGAAGCCAGCAAGUGUCAAGGGUGACAUCUGCCUCAAGGGCAUCGCCUUCACCUACCCAGCCCGCCAGGACGCUCCCAUCUUCACCAACCUCGACCUCAACAUCGCAGCGGGUCAGACGGCGGCGCUGGUCGGGGCCUCGGGGAGCGGCAAGAGCACGGUGAUCCAGCUGCUGCUUCGCUUCUACGACCCGGACGCGGGGCAGGUCAUGCUGGACGGCAGAGACCUGCGAACGCUCAACGUCAAGUGGCUGCGCGAGCACCUGAGCAUCGUGUCACAGGAGCCGAUCUUGUUUGCGGUGUCGAUCGCUGAGAACAUCAAGUACGGCAAGCCCGACGCCUCCAUGGACGAGAUCGAGAAGGCGUCGGUGGCGUCCAACGCUCACAUGUUUAUCUCCGGGCUUCCGGGCAAGUACGACACGCUGUGCGGGGAGAGAGGGACGCAGCUGAGCGGCGGUCAGAAGCAGAGGAUCGCGAUUGCGCGCGCCAUCAUCUCCAACCCCAAGGUGCUCCUGCUGGACGAGGCCACGUCGGCCCUGGACUCGGAGAGCGAGAAGCUCGUACAGGGAGCGCUGGACAACCUCAUGGACGGGAGGACCGUCGUGGUGGUCGCUCACCGCCUGUCGACCAUCCGCAACGCAGACAAGAUCUGUGUCUUCCAGACGGGCACCAUCGUCGAGGAGGGGACGCAUGAGGAGCUGUACGCGAAGCAGGACGGCUUCUACCGGGAGCUUGUCUCGAAGCAGAUGAUGGCGGGAGAGGCGGCGGUAGGAGGGACUCCAGCCACAACAGAGGAGAAGCCAACCCAGGCAAGUCAGCCUGUGCAGGACACAGUGUCAGCGACCAAGUCUACGACAGAUGUGGUGCUCAAGGAGGUAAGCGAGGAGGAGAAGAAAGCCGAGAAAGGCUACCUGAGCCGAGCGUUCAAGCUGAACAGCCCGGAGUUCUUCCCUUGGGCCUUGACAGGGUCGAUCGGGGCUUGCUUGAACGGAGCUUUGUUUCCUGUGCUUGCGCUGCUGCUCACGGAGAUGCUCGCUGGGUACAGCAUGUGCCUUGAAAAAGAAAACGUGGACCCUUUCAACCCCGGCAAGAAGGUUGUGUUCUCAAUUUUCAUGGACGAUACGAGCUGCGACACCUCCUGCGUCUAUCGCAACGGCCAGUGGAUAGGCACCUGUACCGCUCUCAACAACACCAGGAUGUGGUGCUACCAAGUACCUAACGUGGAUCCAGUCUUCUUCUAUCGGUUCUACAGCGAGCCGAGCGUGUGCUUCAACCUGAUGGAGACUAAGAUCGUCAAGUACUGCUAUGGCUUCGUCGGGUUGGCCGUUGCUGCUUUCGUUGCCAACUUCCUGCAGCUCUUCUCCUUCGGGAUCAUGGGCGAGCAUCUCACGCAGCGGCUGAGGAAGCUGUGUUUCGCCUCCGUGCUGCGGCAGGACGUUGGCUUCUUCGACUACACGGAGAACGCGAGCGGAAGCCUGACGACCAAGCUUGCCAAGGACGCUUCCUUGGUAGAGAACGCGGUCGGAACCACUAUCGGCCUCAUGAUCCAGAACAUCGUUGUCAUGGCGAUCUCUUUGACGAUCGCGUUCAUUCGAGGCUGGAUGCUGACGCUGAUCUGCUUCUCGACGUUCCCGCUGAUGGUGAUUGCGGAUAUGCUGCAAAUGCAAUUUAUCGCGGGAUCUGGCGGAGACUUGUCGAAAGCUUAUGAGGUGCCUGUUGUCAUUUGUGUUGCUCUUCGAUCAUGUCAUGGAUUGAUCAGCACUCGUGUCAGCUAUGUACAGAUGUUUUCACUGAUGUUGCUGUUGUUCUUCCAGAAAGCCACAGCUAUUGCCAGCGAGGCAGUUGCUGGGUUGCGAACUGUCGCCGCGUUCUCAGCAGAGGAGAAGGUGGAGGACCUCUACCAUUCCGCGCUAGACUCCGAUACGGGCGGUCAACGCAAGACUGCCUUGGCUGCAGGAGUAGGUCAAGGGUUCUCGCUGUUCACAAUGUUCUUCCUAUAUUACUGCGGUUUUGCGGGAGGGGCUUACCUCAUGGAUCAUCAUGGUUACACCUUCAAGGAUGUGCUGCAGGUGUUCUUCUCCGUCACCUUCAUGGGCAUGGCGGCUGGCAUGGCAGGGUCCCUCGCUCCGGACAUUGCCAAAGGCAAGCCAGCGCUCAUUGCUAUCUUCAAGCUGAUUGAUCGGGUACCCAAGAUUGACAUUCAAGACGAGGGCGGAGAGAGGCCUGCCUCUGUGAAGGGCGACAUUGAGCUGAGGAACGUUCAUUUCGCGUACCCUGCUCGACCCGAAGCUCAAAUCUUCAGCGGCCUCAACUUGACCAUCAACGCCGGUCAGACAGUGGCACUUGUCGGCAGCUCGGGCAGUGGCAAGAGCACGAUUAUCUCCCUGAUCGAGCGUUUCUACGAACCAGACCAGGGGCAGGUGCUGCUGGAUGGCAAGGACAUCAAGACGCUCAACUUGAGUUGGCUGCGCUCUCACCUGGGGCUUGUCAGCCAAGAGCCGGUGCUGUUCGCUACCUCCAUCUACGAGAACAUCCUCUAUGGAAGGGAGGAUGCUCGCAAGGAAGAAGUUUAUGAAGCCGCCAAGCGCGCCAACGCGUACGACUUCAUCAUGAACCUGCCCGGCAACUUCGAGACGGAGAGCGGAGAGCGAGGAACUCAGCUCAGCGGCGGACAGAAGCAGAGGAUCGCGAUUGCAAGGGCCAUGGUCUCGAACCCGAACAUCCUGCUGCUGGAUGAGGCUACUUCCGCGCUUGACUCUCAGAGCGAGAAGAUCGUUCAGAAGGCGCUGGAAAACCUCAUGGUUGGGAGAACGGUCGUCGUCGUAGCGCAUCGCCUUUCCACCAUCCAGAACGCGGACAACAUCAUGGUGUUCAGCAAGGGGAGUGUGAUGGAGCAGGGACGACAUUCGGAGCUCAUCAAGAAUCCUGCUGGGCCUUAUUCCAAGUUGAUUGCGCAUCAGAUGCAAGCUUGA